Messenger RNA from Puccinia triticina, 558 nucleotides. RefSeq lists its product as uncharacterized. Lineage: Eukaryota; Fungi; Basidiomycota; Pucciniomycetes; Pucciniales; Pucciniaceae. The coding region runs from base 1 to 558 and encodes 185 amino acids. The transcript has 3 exons. The record is from RefSeq and is a predicted model, not a curated record.
AUGAGCUUUCUCCCCUAUCUAUUUGUCUCGCAGGUGAUCGGAGAUGGAAUGGAUCCCCACACGACCCCUGUCUCGGCGAUCAUGACCCGCGACCCGAUGGUCACCAUUGACACCACCUCGGCCACUGAAGCACUCACAAAAAUGCCGGUCUGUAACGAUGAAGGAGACAUGAUCGGACUGUUGGAUAUCACCCAAGUAUUCUACGAGUUGCUCAAGAAGCUCGAACGGGCCUGCUGCUCCUCGCAAAAGCUCUACGAUCCAAUUGAGGGGGUCCAGUCGGAGUUUAGCAACGGGAUGCGCGGGGCGACGCCGGGGGCAGUGAACCCGCUGAUGGUGUACGUUGAGGCGCUCCGGAACAAGAUUUCCUCCCCCGAUCUGGGCUUGAUCCUCGAUGCCCGGACGAGCGCGGCAACGGUGGGCAACGACGGCAGGUGGAUCGCUGGGAUCUUCACCAGCAAGGAUAUUGUCCUCCGCGUCAUCGCCGCCGGGCUUGAUGCCCGCACCUGCAGCGUUGUCCGGGUCAUGACCCCUCACCCGAGACGGCCCUUCCAAGCCUGA